AUGAUUACAAGCAUUCCACUUACGUUGGCUGUGGAUGCUCCUGGGCCUCGGUUGAACUGUGAGCCCUGCAUAGAGCGUCCGUCCUACCAUAUUCGAGCUAUUACCCACGGUGCAAAGGACUCGCUGUUCUGGAAUCAAGUGCACUCAGCCGCUGUUCAGGCUGGCAAAGACAUGUCCAUUGACUUUCGAUUUGAUCUCUACGACAAGGUUGACUACCACCGAAUGGCGUCUGACAUUCUAGACGCUGUCACGGGAAAAGACCCUCCUGAUGCCCUCAUUGUAUCCAUCCCGUCUCCAGUGGUUCAUUAUGGCAUACGAGCGGCCUUGGCAGCUGGAAUACCCGUCUUUGGCAUGAACAGUGGCUAUGAAAUGGCACAGGAUCUGGGACUAUACGGAUUUGUAUCCAUGGAUGAGUACGAAGCUGGCGUAGAGGCAGCCAAUACGUUUGUAGAUCUACUGCAGGUCGGCGAGAAUGUUGGCAAUGAUAAUAAUGAGACAUCCGCUGUCUAUGUCAACCACCAGCCGGGAAACACGGCCAUGGACUCCAGAUUUGAUGGAUUUCGUGAAUCCAUCACAGAGGCUAUACCUAGUGUACAAGUGAACGAAGUCCGCUUGAAAGAAGGACAAUCAGACCAAGAAACAUUGCAACACCUAACAAAAGCAUUCCAGCAAAAAUGCCCCACCAUGGUCCUGAUUGGUUCACCAGUCCUCGAGGCUACCACGGCGGCCCUCUAUGCCAAUGGGUGCGCACUAUCCAGCACCACUCUUGUAGGAACCUUUGAUACCACUCCCGACGUCUAUGCUAGCAUUGCCGUCGGAAAGCUGGCCUUUGCAGUCUCCCAGCAGCAACACUUGCAAGGCACCCUUCCUGUCGUUAUGGCGGCUACCUAUGUGUCAACUGGUCAGCGACUGGCUCCACCCAGCCAGAGCAAAUAUGGGAUCUACAGCUCUGGUCCGUCCAUUGUCACUCUGCAGACACUACCUUCGGAUACCAUACAGGCAUGCGAAGCAGAGGGAUUUCCAGUUUGUGCCCCGGGACAAGCUCCCAUAAAACUGGGUGGUGGAUGUCCUUGCACACAACGAUCCAAAAUCACCAUUGCCGGGGUCAUUCAUGGAGACAACACCAAAGGCUGGGCACGUUUCACCGAAGCGCAAGUCCAGCAAGCCGGUCUAGACACAGGAGUGGAUUUGCAGUUUGAACUAUUCAAUCGACAAGAAUCGAGCGAGGUUAUGCAUGCCAAAAUGGCCAGCAAAAUCAUUAGCUACUGUCGUGCCGGUGUCCACGGUAUCUUUGUUUCCAUACCCAGUACGGCCCUCAUCCCUGCAGUUCGCGAAUGCCUUGAUUUGAACAUUCCCGUCAUGUCGGUCAAUACCGGAGCCGAGUAUGCAAUAGACGAGCUCCAACUCCCACAUCACAUUGGACAACUCGAAUACACGGCGGGGUAUGCCGCUGGAAAGUACAUGGCGUCGCCACAGCACGGCAUUGACAAAGUCAUUUGUAUCCGGCAAGACCAAGACAAUAAGGCUCUCACAGAGCGAUGCAAAGGAUUUGAAGCAGCCAUUCGAGAAACCAAUGGAGCUGUAGAAUUCCUCGGUAGACCCAUUGUAGGAGUGGACAAUGUGGCUGGAUUCAUUCACACGGUCAAAGAAUUUGUUGCGAAUCACACGAGCGACAACACAUGGGAUGGGCUUGGAAUGCUCGAGCUAGGUACCAAGUAUGUGGACGCCACUUUGGGUCUGCGACAAGAUCACCCUGGAAUGCAGUUUGGCGCCUUUGAUACCUCGGGGGCUCUCUAUAAUGCUUUGGCAACCAACGAUAUCAUGUUCGGCAUUGAUCAAAGCUUGUACCUGCAAGGAUACUUACCAGUCUGGCUGUUGACGAUGAUUGCUACCACCAACCAACAUUUGAAGAAUCGUUACAUUGAAACUGGACCAACCCUCGUCCUCGAGUCGGCAUCCAAAGAAUACCUGUCAUGUCAAGCUUUGUCAUUCUCGGUGUGCCCUCCACCAGUUCUUUACGACUUGAACCAACUGACCAAUGUACGCCCUAUUGGAUACACUUUGGCAGCGAUUGUGAUCGCAACUGCAGUUUCCUGUAUCGUGUGGAUGGCCAUGAACCGAAGGAGCAGCGUUGUAGCUCAAUCGCAGCCAGAGUUCCUUCUCAUGAUUUGCUUUGGCGCGGUUUGCAUGGUGUCAGCAAUCUUUCCACUGGGCAUUGAUGACAGCAUUGCCUCCACGGAAGGUGCUUCAAAGGCUUGUAUGGCGAUUCCAUGGUGUGUUGCCCUUGGUUUCACUAUUAUGUACGCCGGAAUAUUCUGCAAGAUCUGGCGCAUCAACAAGUUGAUGACUGCGGCAAAGUAUUUUCGCCGCACCAAAAUACAAGCAUGGCAUGUCAUUGCUCCGCUUGUGGGGCUCUCCGUCGGCAACGUGCUGUUUCUUGCCAUUUGGACUGGCGUGGAUCCCAUGUAUUACAGUCGGGAGGAAGUUUGUGGAGCAGGAGAUUUUAGCUCUGUUGGCCAUUGCAAGGCUGGUGAUACCAAAGUUUCCGUGGCCAUGGCGUCCUUGAUUGGAAUCAUCAAUAUCACAGCUCUGAUCUUGGCCAACGUAGAGGCGUACCGGGCACGAUGGUUGAAUGAACACCUUAGCGAAUUUCGCUACAUGUUUAUCAAUCUUCUGGGCAUUCUCCAAGUGGGAAUCAUUGGAGUGCCGCUGAUCAUGCUGCUUGCCGAAGAGCCAGUGGCAUCAUACUUCUUGAUCUCGAUUCUGCUGUUUCUGGUUGCCGAGUCAACUUUGCUGCUCAUGUUUGUUCCUAAAGUCCCUCCUUCGACAGGAAGCAGCUGA
Messenger RNA from Seminavis robusta, 2841 nucleotides. The record is from the annotation of a GenBank genome assembly. NCBI's taxonomy places the organism in Eukaryota, Bacillariophyta, Bacillariophyceae, Naviculales, Naviculaceae.